CCCCCCCCCCUCCCCACACACAUCUUUCGCCCCCUCCCCGCGUCGUUCCCUCCCCCUUCGCCGUCGCCAUGAUCCUGCUGUUCGACGAGCCCCUCGUCCACAGCUACUACAACGUGGCCUUCCGGUCUGCGUGGCUGGGCGCCGUGGCCGGUGCCGGCCUGGUGUGGUUCUUUGUUGGCCCCUGCAUCAAUGUAUUCGGUAUCUACAUCGGCGCGGUGGCCUUCUUCCAUCUGAUGGAGUACCUGAUGACGGCCCCCUUCAAGUCCGGCAAGGACCUGAACAUGGACACCUUCCUGCUCAACCAGACGGUCGCCUACCAGAUGGCCUUCGCCUUCUCGGUGUUCGAGUUCCUGGCCGAGUGCUUCCUCUUCCCGGACUUCAAGCUCCGCGCCGGGUGGAUGGUCCCGGUCCGGGCCGUCGGCCUGGUGCUGGUGGUGGCCGGGCAGUUCUUCCGCUCGCGGGCCAUGUGGGAGGCCGGCCGGUCUUUCAAUCACUUUGUCCAGUCCGAGCGCCGGUCCGAUCACACCCUGGUCACCAAGGGCCUGUAUGCCAUCAUCCGGCACCCGAGCUACUUCGGCUUCUACUGGUUCAGCAUCGGCACGCAGCUGCUCCUGGGGAACCCCAUCGGCCUGGUGGCGUACCUGGUGGCCCUGCAGGCCUUCUUCGCCAGCCGCAUCGUCGACGAGGAGUUCCACCUGUGCCGCAUGUUCCCCGGUCAGUAUGAGGCCUACAUGGCCCGGGUGCACCGGUGGAUGCCGCUGAUCAUGCCGCCGGCGCGCAAGACCAUGCCGGCGGCCGGCGCCGAGAAGGACCCCACCAAGGCCCAGUAGUAUGGCCGCGCUGUGGGGCCCCUCUCCCCUUGCCUGGGUUUCCUGCUUUCUCUCUCUCUCUCUUGCCUCCCCGGUCCCCUGCUUGUUCGCUCUUUUCCUGGCCGCGGCCCGAGUUCCCCCUUCCGCGUGUCCAGGAGAAGGGUCUCAAGGGGAGGGGAGCACACGCGAGAGCCCCUCCUCACAAGACAAAUACAUACAAGCACCCAGUGCGCACAUAUGCC
Molecule: messenger RNA, 1051 nt
Organism: Fonticula alba
Lineage: Eukaryota; Rotosphaerida; Fonticulaceae
Exons: 3
Coding region: 69-830 (253 amino acids)
Biological process (GO): C-terminal protein methylation
Cellular component (GO): endoplasmic reticulum; membrane
Molecular function (GO): protein C-terminal S-isoprenylcysteine carboxyl O-methyltransferase activity
Source: RefSeq, a predicted model, not a curated record